UAGAUCUCCAGUAAUACGCAGUUGCUUUUAUUGCUCCAAUAAUUGUUAUUAAUACUGCUUCCUUAACACGUGUAGGAAUUACCGCGCAUCAUCGCUUAUCGAUCGCAUGCCUGGCAUGCGUUUUUUUUUUUCGGAUUGUAUUUGCUUCUUUUCCAAGCCAAUAUCUAUCGUAAAUCAUUAGUAUGUAGACACUUGGUUAACAAAUACUCGUUCUAGACGCAUGCGCUUUGUGCAUCGAUUAUUUUGCUUGGUGCCAGAUAUUGCAAACCUCUGGCCAUGGCAGAUUGCCACGCAACCAAGGAAAACAAGUACUCGGUUCUUGUAACCUCGGUUGCACGUGUACUUGACAGUAAUGGGAUACAGGAUGCUACCUGAACCUCUUGGGAUUUAAAGAACCGGCGAUGAAGAACGCAAAGUAUGGAUCGACUGUUCAUUUUUGCGCAUACACUCUGGUUUUAUAUACAUAUUAAUGCAAAUAAAAAAUGUGAAAUUGAACAUUCUUAUUGUCAUUGUUGAUAGCUUAUACCAGGUAAUUUUUUGUAAGUCUUUACCAAUGUUGAGAAGACGUAUUAUUGUGAUACAACCAUGGCAUCUGGAAAAUCAACCAUGGCAUCGGCAAAACCAACUACAUGCAAAGAAGCUAUACGGCGAUGGGAGGAGGAGAAUCAACAAAAUGCAACUGCGGCGACAGAAGUAAUCUUGAGCUUUCAAUGGCCGCCAAUAGAAAAGAUGGACAACGCAUUGGCAACUUUGGCAAAUUGUGAAAAACUCUCCCUAUCGACAAAUAUGAUUGAAAAGAUUGCAGGCGUUGGAACUCUGAAAAAUUUGAAGAUUUUGUCAUUAGGUCGUAAUUUAAUCAAAGGAUUUGCCGGUCUUGAACCUUUAGGCGACACUCUCGAGGAACUUUGGAUUUCCUAUAAUUGCAUUGAGAAGAUGAAGGGCAUCCAGGCAAUGAAAAAUCUUCAUGUACUUUACAUGUCUAAUAAUUUGGUGCGAGAAUGGAACGAAUUUGUAAGGCUACAAGAACUUGUAAAUCUUCGAGAUCUAGUUUUUGUCGGUAAUCCGUUGUAUGAAAGUCUCGAGGUAGAGCAAUGGAGACUUGAAGUUGCACGACGUUUGUCAAGUUUGGAAAAACUCGAUGGUGAACCUAUAAUACGUACAGAAGAAAAUCCAAUUCAACUAGUCAAAACUGACAGUCCGUCGCACGAUUUACUUGAUCAAGAACCUGUCUAA
This is a messenger RNA of Mycetomoellerius zeteki, 1233 nucleotides long. Its product is annotated as dynein light chain 1, axonemal. Gene Ontology annotation, molecular function: dynein heavy chain binding; alpha-tubulin binding. The coding region runs from base 586 to 1233 and encodes 215 amino acids. The record is from RefSeq and is a predicted model, not a curated record. Gene Ontology annotation, biological process: outer dynein arm assembly. Gene Ontology annotation, cellular component: cytoplasm. Lineage: Eukaryota; Metazoa; Arthropoda; Insecta; Hymenoptera; Formicidae. The transcript is spliced from 4 exons.